Drosophila kikkawai is the source of this 1885-nucleotide messenger RNA. Its product is annotated as putative inorganic phosphate cotransporter. Gene Ontology annotation, biological process: monoatomic anion transport; transmembrane transport. Gene Ontology annotation, molecular function: transmembrane transporter activity. Lineage: Eukaryota; Metazoa; Arthropoda; Insecta; Diptera; Drosophilidae. Gene Ontology annotation, cellular component: membrane. The record is from RefSeq and is a predicted model, not a curated record.
AGCGGGAGCAAGGCGAUCGCGCACAGCAAAUAGAGAAAAAUAAUAGAAUAGUUUCGAAAUAGAAAGAUCGGAAAAAGAAGCGCUAACUAACAAGCACGCGGCAAAUCGGAAUCGGAAAAACGGGUCGAACAACAAAAUCAAAACAAAAACCAAAUUAAAAUCAGAUAUUAAUAGUACACAACAGCAACAACAGCAGCAACAAAAGAUUCUCCAGAGGCUGUCACUGAACCAAAUAGACAACUAGAAAUAAAAUCUAGAGAAAAUGGCUGACAUGGAGGAGGUGCCAGGAAAACCUGCCAGUCGCUUGGGAAUGCGGCACCUGCAGGCGGCCCUGCUCUUCGUUGGACUGGCGGCCAACACAAUCCAUCAGCUAAAUGUGGGCUUUGCCAUGGUGGCCAUGACCAAUGGCACAUCCUCGACAACAGAGACGACGACGACGACGACAUCGAGUGACGAUGGCGACACGCCCCACUACAACUGGUCGGAGACGGAGAAGGCGUACGUCCUGUCCAGCUACUACUGGGGCUCUGCUCUGGCCCAGUUCCCCGCCGGCUAUCUGUGCAAGCGUUUCGGCUCUAAGGCUGUGCUCUUCUGGGGAACUCUGGGUUCCUCGCUACUGAGUGCCCUGACACCUCAUGGUGUCUAUGCCGCUGGCUGGAAGGCCUACUGUGGCAUCCGACUGAUGCAGGGUCUGUGCCAGGUGACCUGGCCGUGCAUCCACCAGCACCUGGCCAACUGGUGUCCCACAAAGGAGCGAACGCGACUCGGAGCCUUUGCCUAUACGGGCUUCGAUUGCGGCAAUGUCCUGGCCAUGUUCGGUGCGGGCAUGAUAGCGGGAUCACCCUUAGGAUGGCCAGGGAUCAGUUACUCUGCGGCAGGACUGGGCCUAGUAUGGUGCCUGCUCUGGUUACUGCUGGGAGCCAAUAAGCCCACCGAAGCCCGGUGCAUUAGCGAGGCGGAGAAGGCCUACAUCGUUGGGGAUCUGCAGAGGGAAGAGCGCAAGGAUCCGCCAAAGAAAAUGGAGAUCCCAUGGAAAGGCAUCUUUACCUCGGUGCCUGUGUUGGCUUUGCUCUGUGCCAGGUGUGCGGACACCUGGGGCCUGGCCACCAUGCAGGCGGAGUUGCCUACCUACUUAAGCGGCGUCCUUCACCUGGACAUGAAGAAAAAUGCAGUUUACUCGGCUCUGCCGUUCCUGCUCAUGUGGUUCAUGUGCUAUGUGUACUUGAUCAUCGCGGAUUUCUGGCUCCAGAAGAACUGGUUCAGUCUGACGGCGCUGAGGAAGACCUACACGAGCGUGGCCCUCUGGGCACCAGCCUCCAUUUUGCUAACUCUUGCCUUUGUGGGCGAAGAUCAGAAGACAUUGGUUUUGGUUCUUGUAACCCUGAGUGUGGGCGUGAGCAGUGCAGCCACCAUUGGCAGUGAACUGAAUACCAUUGAUCUGUCGCCUAAUCAUGCUGGCAUCCUGGCCGGAAUCCUUACCAGCUUCACCAAUCUGGUGUCCCUGCUAACGCCACUGGUUGUGGGCGUCCUAGUCAAGGACUCCACUCAGCGUAGCCAAUGGCAGGUGGUCUUCAUUCUUGUGGCCGCCGGUCUCUUCGCAGGGAAUGUGAUCUUUCUGAUUUGGGGCACAGCGGUGACCCAGCCCUGGAAUGACUCCAAAGAGGCGAGGCGGAAACUAAAAGCCGAGGAGAAGCUCUUCCAGCAUACCAAGCUGGAAAUGGGGUCGGAGAAUUUGGAUGGCAAUGGUGUAGCUUUAAGAUUGAAUUGUAAAAAUCCCUGAGAAGUAGAUUUACUUAUUCGUUUUUAUUGUUUAAAUGGAAGGAGACUGCUAAGAACAAAUUAUUGCGAUAUAUUUUUGUACUAUAAAUACAAUCUCAACCAUAUA